UGGACCCUGAGGGACCCCCCCCCAACACCUGAUGGACCCCCUGGAUGGACCCCGAAAUGCUGAGGGACCCCCUGGUUGGACCCCCCGACACCUGAUGGACCCCCUGGACGGAUCCCAAAAUGCUGAGGGACCCCCUGGUUGGACCCCCAACACCGGAUGGACCCCCUGGAUGGACCCCAAAACCCUGAGGAACCCCCUGGUUGGACCCCCAACACCGGAUGGACCCCGAAAUGCUGAGGGGACCCCCCCAGCACUGAGGGACCCCCAACACCUGAGGGACCCCCUGGAUGGACCCCAAAACGCUGAGGGAUCCCCUGAAUGGACCUCCCAGCACUGAGAGACCCCCAAGACUUUGAGGGACCCCUGGAUGAACCCUCAGAACCACCCUGAGGGACCCCCUGGAUGGACCCCAAAACCCGGAUGGACACCAGGACCCCCUGGAUGGAUCCCGAAACCCGGAUGAGACUCCAACACCUGAUGGACCCCCUGGAUGGAUCCCGAAACCCGGAUGAGACCCCAACACCUGAUGGACCCCCUGGAUGGACCCCAAAACCCGGACGGAGCCCCAACACCUCAUGGACCCCCUGGAUGGACCCUAAAACCUGGACGGACCCCCUGGAUGGACCCCGAAACCCGACGGAGCCCCAACACCUCAUGGACCCCCUGGAUGGACCCCGAAACCCGGACGAGCACCCAACACCUGAUGGACCCCCCCCGACACUUCUACGGACCCCCAGAUGGACCCUCAAAACCACCCUGAGGGACCCCCUGGAUGGACCCCGAAACCCGGAUGAGACCCCAACACCUGACGGACCCCCAACACUUCGAGGGACCCCCAGAUGGACCCUCAGAACCACCCUGAGAGACGCCCUGGAUGGACCCCGAAACCCCGGACGGAGCCCCAACACCUCAUGGACCCCCUGGAUGGACCCCGAAACCCGGAUGAGACCCCAACACCUGACGGACCCCCAACACUUCGAGGGACCCCCUGGAUGGACCCCCCAAAUCCAUGUGGGGACCCCCCACCCCAAUGCCUGAAUGAGCCCCCAAGGACUUUGAGGGGGGCCCCCCUUUCCUCCCCCCCCAAAUGCCCAUCAGGGCUUUGGAGGUCCCCAGGGUGCCAUUAAAGCCCCCCCCCCCGGUGA
This is a messenger RNA of Corvus hawaiiensis (hawaiian crow), 1145 nucleotides long. Its product is annotated as extensin-like. Bases 403 to 1038 code for a protein of 211 amino acids. The transcript has 4 exons. Lineage: Eukaryota; Metazoa; Chordata; Aves; Passeriformes; Corvidae. The record is from RefSeq and is a predicted model, not a curated record.